This is a messenger RNA of Eimeria maxima, 2487 nucleotides long. RefSeq lists its product as hypothetical. The record is from RefSeq and is a predicted model, not a curated record. The transcript is spliced from 3 exons. Bases 1 to 2487 code for a protein of 828 amino acids. Gene Ontology annotation, cellular component: nucleolus; nucleoplasm. Lineage: Eukaryota; Apicomplexa; Conoidasida; Eucoccidiorida; Eimeriidae.
AUGGAGCUGCAAGAGCUCCUUAUACACGAAGGCGUUGCCUCCUUGCUGCAGGAGCAUGCAGUGGACUUUGCUGCUGCUGGCAGCAGCAGCAGCAGCAGCAGCAGCAGCAGCAACAGGAACACAGAAGGCUGCAACUGCGCACACUGUAAGACAGCAGCAGCAGCAACAGAUAAGGUAAGAAGCAAAAUCCCCCGCUGCUGCGUUGUUGUCCUUGCUGGUGUUAUUGAGGACGCAGCAACAGCAGCAACAAAACAGCAACUGCAGCAGCAGCAACAGCAGCAGAAACAGCAACAGCAGCAGCAGCAGCAGAGACAGCAGCAGCAGCAAAAAGGCAACAGGGCAACCAUUGUCUCGUGCUUUAAGCUAUGCGAAUUCUCUGCAGCCAUUGAGGCAGACGCACGGAAACAGCAGCAACAGCAGCAGCAGCAACAGCAGCAGCAGCAGCAGCAGCAGAAGCCACAGUUGCUGCUGCAGUCUCUUCCUUCUGCUGCAGCAAAAUAUAAUUUGCUGCUGCGCCGAGACCUACGGAGUGUACGCGCAGCUCUCCCUAUAGGUGUGGAUAUCUUAGGUGUAUGGACACCUGCACAGCAGCAGCAGCAGCAGCAGCAAGGGGAGAAACAAGGAGAGCAGAAGAAAGAUGAGACAGAAGAACAGAAGCAGCAGCAGCAACAGCAGCAACAACAACAGCAGCAGCUGCUGCUGCAGCAAUUUGCUGCUGAAAUUAACAAAGCCCUAACAGACCCCACAGAUCUGGAUACAGAUGCAGAUACACCCGACUUCUGCUGCAGCAGCAACAGCAGCAGCAGCAGCAGCACGAGGAAUGAUCGUAUUCUAUUUGCUCUUCUCCCUUCCCAGCAGCAGCAGCAGCAGCAGCAGCAACAGCAGCAAGAGCAGCAAACAUCUACAUAUGAACUUGCAGGGAGUUUUACAGCUAUUGAGGUCCAAUCAACGAGGAAAACAGCAGCAGCAGCAGCAGCCUGUGCAGCAGCAGCAGCAGCAGCAGCAGCAGCAACAAGACCCCUGAAGGUACAUGUAGAGGAUGUUCGUUGGCUAUGGCAGCAGCAGAAGAAUUGGCUGCUGCUGCAGUGCCGUCUUCCUAUUGAUUUGCUGCUGUCAGCAGAAGCAACAGCAGAAUGUCUGCAGCAGCAGCAGCAGCAAAUUGCUGCUUGCUGCUGCAGCGGAGGACUGCUGCUACCGUCUGUGUCUCCUGCUGCAGCAGAAGAGCUGCUGCAGCAACUGCAGAUGCAGACACAGCUGCUGCUGCAGCAAGACGCAGUCUUCUUCUGUCUCCCUGGUGGUUCGUGGGUAUCUGCUGCAGCAGCAGCAAGCAGCAGCAGCAGCAGCAUGACAUUAGCUGCAGGUCUUUCUGCUGCUAAAAGAGCAGCAAAACAACAAAGCAGCAGCAGCAGCAGCAGCAGCAGCAGCAGCAGCAGCUUGAGUGACCGCGUCAGCAGCAGCUACGAAGCAACUAGCGGAUGUCUUGAGUAUGCAGCACAAUGCUCUCGGCUGUCACUGCAGCAGCAGCAGCAGCAGCAACAGCAGCAGCAGCAGCAGCAUAAAUUAUUAGAGGAUAUACACAUGCAGAUCCCUGUGUCUCGGCGUCUCAGCAGCAGCACAGCAGCAGCAGUUAGCUCGCAUAUAAUAUGUGCUGCUGCUGCUGCUGCACCUGCUGCAGCAGCAGAUUCUCCUGCGCAGCUAGUAGGUCCUGCUGCUGCAGCAAUAUACCCUGCAGCAACAACAGCAGCAGCAGCAGCAAAAAAAGCAGCAGCAGAAGCAUUAGCAGCAGCAGCAAGUCAGGCACUUAAGGGAGCGAAGGAGCAGCAGCAGCACGACGAGCAGCAACUGCAGCAGACACUUGCUGCACAAAAGAAGGUAGCAGCAGCAGCAGCAGGAACAACCAGCAGCAAAUUGCUGCUGCAGUGUGACGUAUCCGUGCUGCUGCGGAGAGAGACGCAGCAGCAAGCAGCAGCAAACUUGCUGCUUGCUGCGCUGCUGCAGCAGCUGCGUUUUCUUGGUGCUUCUCUGUCGCACAUGGCAGCAGCAGCAGCAACAGCAGCAACAGCAGCAACAGAAGAAGCAGCAACAGCAGCAGCAGCAGCAGCAGCAAGGACACAGGGCUCACUGCAGCAAGGCCCAUUUGCUUCGCAGCCGCUGCUGCUGCACUCCUUGCUGCUAAAAGGAGACACUUCGUUGCUGCUGCUGUCUGUCUCCUUUGCUGCUUUCCUUCCUCCUUCCUUUGCUCUCCCUAUUAGCGCAUGCACAACAGAACUGCCCGCAUUAAGAGUUAGCUGGUUAGACUUUUGCUGCAUGCGCCGGUUGCUGCCUACAUUUGUUGCUCAUUGCGCGCUGCACUGCAGCAGCAGCAGCAUCAGCAGCAGCAGCAGCAGCAGCAGCAACAGCAAGCUCAUAUCGGCCCUCGAGGUAUUCGUAGUAUGGAUGUCUUUGUUGUUAAGGGAAUCAUUGAAUAUUAUCAUUACCUACAAGUAA